This is a messenger RNA of Monopterus albus (swamp eel), 1274 nucleotides long. RefSeq names its product cellular retinoic acid binding protein 2, a (gene crabp2a). Gene Ontology annotation, molecular function: lipid binding. The transcript has 4 exons. The record is from RefSeq and is a predicted model, not a curated record. Bases 261 to 695 code for a protein of 144 amino acids. NCBI's taxonomy places the organism in Eukaryota, Metazoa, Chordata, Actinopteri, Synbranchiformes, Synbranchidae.
AUCUGUGUUUUCUGUGUCAUUCAUUUGUCGUGCUGCCGCUUCUGACGUGCACCGGCACAUAGAUGAGAUUCGACCUCUGGCAGCUGGCCACUCAUCCUUGGAAGAGGACAGAAACAACUGGGCAGGCAGAGCCAAACUAGCCUGCGAGCCCGCACACUCCGACAAGAGGCAACUGGAACACUCUUGACGCACGGACAGAAGCGCGCCAGCCAAACUCGGACCUGACAGUUCACUUACAUUAAUCCGCACACUACCUGAAGAUGAACAUGGAGCGUAAAAUCCCUGAUUUCUCGGGCACCUGGGAAAUGAAGAGUUCUGAAAACUUCGAGGAACUCUUGAAAGCAUUAGGUGUGAAUGUGAUGCUGCGUAUGAUUGCAGUGAAGGCAGCCUCCAAGCCGCUGGUGGAGAUCACGCAGGAUGGAGAGACGCUGUCCAUUAAAACCUCAACCACAGUCCGUACCACUCAUAUCACCUUUACUGUGGGGCAAGAGUUCAACGAGACCACAGUGGACAGUCGUCCCUGCACGAGUUUUCCACGUUGGGAAACAGACAGUAAGAUCAGCUGUGAACAGACUCUGCAGAAAGGAGAGGGACCAAAGACAUCCUGGACCCGAGAGAUCACCAACGAUGGAAAACUGAUCCUAACCAUGAGAGCAGAUGAUGUGAUUUGCACCAGAGUCUAUGAACGACAAUGAACAAGAGCACUUCCUACUUCCCGUCCUUAUAGCCCAGAUCUCCUGCAUCACCACUUGUGUCACUACUCCCCCAAACCCAGUGAUGGCUGGGAGAUCGCCGUCUAGUUUUAUUUCAGUAUCUCUGUUAUAAGUGUGGUAACUCUAUGUAGCACGUCACAUGUCUACACAGGGCUCUUAGCUUCUCGGUUAUCUGUCUGUCGCUCCAUCAAACAUGACUAGCUCGGCUGUAAACAUGAAAAUGUAUGUUAUGCUGCAUGUUUUUUUUUUGCUUAGUGACAGCUCAUGUAAUUGGUCUUGUGUGAGUCUGCAUGUAUGUACAGUAUGUAUGUGCGAGUGUAUGCGGCAGCAGAGGCGUGAGACUAUAUUUGUAGAUGUGUAAACCAACCUAUGAGCUCUUCCAGCUUCAGGUCAGCUUUGAGGUGUCUGUUCUUUCAGCCCUGCCUUGCAACCUUUUCUACCUUAUGACAAUAUUUUAUAUUUAUUGCUACACUAGAGUCAGAUACAGUACUGCUAAGGUUUUUACUUUGUUUCUUUAAAUGUGAUGAUAGGACACAACACUUUUUAUGGGAAAACAAUAAA